AUUACCCAACAAGAUUUUUCCACAGGCUUUUCCAUUAUAUUAUAUUAUAUACUAAUUCUAAAGAUUUCUAUAUUUGGUCAACUUCAAGCUGUAAUUCAAGCUUUUGCAUUGUACGAGAUGGAAAAUAUCGGUUCCGAACAAAUCGAAACUCCUGGAUCAUGUGACAACUAAUUAGAUACUACACGUGUUCCUGUGAUACGAACGAAGGAAUCACGCAUGCACGAUACAAAGCUCGUCAAACGUUUGUAGUAACGUGAAACACCAUUGAUCUAUCGACUAACCUCAUUACAUUCUGUUUAAACACACUACAUGCAAGUUAAUCAUACAAAUGAAAAAAGAAACAGCGAAGAUAAAAUGAAUCAAUCUUGCAUCAGCAACAAUAGAGUCCUGGGAUUCGCGAAACUCGGCCCGUGCCUCGACAGGAUCAAGCCACUUUUGGGUCCCAGCUUGGAAAACAGGAUUCGCGCGACGCUCGAGGAGUUUGUUUGCGAGUCGAACUCAGACUGUGCAAAACGAUUUCCACGAGUGAAGAAAUUCCUGAACAUGGUGGCCGAAUGGGCCGACCGUUUGGACGUCUCUGCCAAGGACACGGAUAUCAGGCAGGAAAUGAUUAAGCACACGAUCGAAUUUCUGCUGAAGGAUGGCCUAGUGACACAAUUCGCGGAUCCAGCCAUUCUCAACAGAGGGCCGAAUAAAUUAGAUGCCGAUUCCUUGGUCGCCGAGCAGAAUGCCUUGAAAACCAUGAACGUCUGGAGGUUUAUCAACGAGAAGGACUAUUGGCUGUGCCAAGAUUGCGCAACAACCACUUGCGUACGUCCAGAAACAAGUCAACAAAUUUACCAAUGCAGAAAACAGAGAUCCGGCAGUGAUUUAGACGUCGAAGUCGGUUCAAUUUCGCAAGAAUCGUCAACCGUUUACACUAGCUGUAGAACAAACUCUAUCUGCAGUUCAGUUUGCAAUCGAACAAUCGAAAGCACGAAAUCUCAAGUAAAAAUCAAUUGCCGAAAUUUCGAGGUGGUUUUGGAACCAAAUGGGAAUAUAGCAAACUCACGCAAAAAUAUUUCAAACACGUUCGAUAAUACCAGCUGUUGUCCAAGAAGGGAAAAUUUAAAAAAGUUUGGUCUGAAGGUAAAGUUUGAUUGUGAUACAAAAUUUGUACAGACUGAAACUAGUGGAAAAAAUUUAAACUUUAUCUUCAAAGCAAGUGCAAGCACGCUGAACCCUAUAAAAGAAGCUUUUGGUACAAAAUGUGAUAGAAAAUUCGCACAGACACAAACUAGUCAAAAAAAUAUAAACUUUAUUUUCGCAGCGAACCCAAGCACAUCGAACCACCCAAAAGAAGCUUCUGACACAAAAGGCGAUGCAAAAUUCGCACAUACGCAAACUAAUGAAAAAAAUAUAAACUUUAUUUUCGAAGCAAGCCCAGGCACAUUGAACGCUCCUAAAGGAACUUCUGAUAUUCUCAACUUUCCUAAGCCCUUGCCACGAAGAAAAUAUUUAAAAAACUCAGACGCAAAAGCGAAAUGCGACUGCGAUCGAACUCAAUCUCCCAAAAAGCCCAAAUUAAAGAUUUAUAUUCAUAGAACAACGAGCACUAGUCGUUCUAACGUUCGAAGUUCACUAAACGUGUCCAAUCUUUCGUUGCCUUGUAAAUCGAGUCAGCUGAUCGUUCGAUUGUUCGAAGCUGACCCAUCGUUAUCGGAUUCCUGUCUAAUUUUGAUGAGGAAACGAUUCGAGAAAGACAUCAACAACGCUUGCUCUUGCAUGAACGACAUUCUGAAGAAGUUGGACGAUUCAACGAUCAAACAGUUGCACUUGAACUGCGAGAUUCGACCUGGUCGCGUAGAUCUGAAUCUUUCAUGCAAGAAUGGUGAAAACUCGAAGAGUAGAUGGUUCCUUGCUCGAGUUCCCACUUGUAGCAACGUUCACAAACGCGUUUCGCACACCAGGAGCAUCGAAAGCUGCGAGAAUCCGAGGGAUCGACGCGGAGAGCCUCGACGUUCGAUGGAACUUCCGGUUGAUGCUGAUUGCUGCGAAGAUGCGGCGAAACGUAGCGGAGAAUUCGAAGAACAACACGUUGCUUUUUAUUCUGUUUGCUCGAAUCAUAGUCUGAUGGAAGCGAAACAAAGCUCCACGUUGGAGAAUAAAAUCGGAAAGGAGGAGAAAGAGAAGCAGCUUAAUCUUGCGUGGGCAGGAGAGGGAGAGAAGCAGAUGGAUUUCGUGCUUCCUUCGCAUUUAAUAAAUUCGCAGGACAAGGAUACCGUGAUUUCUGCCAAAACUGCUAUCGAACGACCUGGAAAAUAUAAUAAUGAAAUUUCUGACAGAAAAAUUUACCAGUCAACGUCGUUAAAUAGAGAAAAGGAAGGGUUGGGACAAUGUAGAACUGAAGAAGUGGUGGAUGUAAAUAAAGAAAUCGAAAUAUGCGAUGAUGGAUUUGUAGAAGAUUCUAUACAAGGUUCUGAGAAUCAUCUGAUAGAAUUAUACGAUAUUAAGUGUGACUGUUCUCUGGAUAGUUUCGAGGAAGGUGUCUUUAGGAAAGAUUAUUCGACGACCAGAGGCUGCAACCCUGAGAAAUGUUCCUGUGAUGCGUUCUCUACGGGUGAUAGAAUCGUUAAUCAUAGUUCAUCAGAAACAAAAGAUUUAGAUGAUAAAAAUACAAAAGUAGAGAGCUUCUGUCCUUUAAACGAAGACGCUUUGAAACUGCAAGUAUCUACUUCGCAGAAAAAAAAUAAUUCCAAGCUAGAAGAUUGUGUUUCAAAGGAUACUUCCUGUUUAGGAAUAGAAAGGGAAGUCGUAAGGAAUGAAGAACGUGUUUUCGAAUUGAAACAAAAUAUUUCUCAGAUGGAAAAUACAUCUAAAGAAGAAAUCAGCAGUUUAGGUUUCAGAGAAAAGGAAAAAGUUAUUUUGAAGGUAGAAGAAAAAUAUAGCGCCGAUUCUAUUUGCGCGUCAAAUUCCAGCCCCAAGGAACUUGGUUGUGAUACGAAAUGUUCCUGCUGCGGUGAAGAUCUUCCGAAUCCUUCGUCUGUCGAAAAAAUUAAUCUUGAAGCAAACAAACGUUCUACUUGUACUAAUAAAACACCUGUCGAUUUAAAAGAUCAUGAGACAUUAAAUCUCAUUGUAACAGAAAAUGCAACAACUUCGGAAGCUGUAAGAGAAUCUUCUAAUCUCCACUAUCUUGAAUUUAAAAUGGUUCCGAAUGUUCACGUUGAAUCAAAUACAACUUCGAUUCACGAUCAAUCUUCCACAGUGACCGAUAACAAUUCGACAGAUUUCUCAGAAAAAUGUUUUGAUAAUUGCGAGAAAAAUUCAAUCGAGAAUUCUUGCGACCAAGAAGCUACGUUUAUUGAUAAUCCUCCAAACUUCUCGACAUAUUCGAAAGUUAAGGAUUCGCCGAUCACUGAAUCCUUGUUCGUAUUCUGCAAUUCGAACAUAAAACAGUUUUCUUCCAUAUCGAACUCCUCCACGGACGAAGAAUGUUCGUCGAAUGAAAAUCAUCGUGCAAGAAGCAAAGAAAUUGGAAAAUCGCCAUGUCGAAGAGCUAUUCCAACAAAAUGUCACCGGAAGUCGAUAUACUCCAUCUCGUAUAAACCUUCCUAUUCCAUGAGAAAUGUCCCUCGAGUCAAUUGCGCGAAACAUAGUUCGAAAGAGAAAACAAACGAGAAAGACGUUCCGAUCGUCCCUCGAUAUAAAAAUCGUCUAUGGCGAGGACCGAUGGCUCCUGGAAGUCUGUGCAGCUCUUUUCCAGCCAUCGACAGGAUCAAAUAUCUGAUUCGUAAGAAACUCCGAAAAUUGCUGCUGGAAGAACGUGACAAGGGGACCAGCACGUCGAAAACGUUUCUGAGGAACGACAGAUACCUUGUCAGCAUUUCGAGCGGAAAAUUGAACGGCGGUCGAAUAAUUCGCGAGUCUUGUUCCUCGACUCGUUGCCCUUUUACUACCAGAAAUCGAUACGAAACUAGAGGAGAAGCCGAGAAAACGUUCACCGAAGGAAGUUGCUUGGACAAAAAUAAAAACAUUUUUGGGGACAUUAUUAAAGCAAGAUGCCAGAGAAUGAUACAAGGUAACGACAUACUUAAGAGGAUCAGGAUGGCUAACGUUUCAAGGUCUCAGAAAUACGAUUCGAAGCUAACCGAUACGCAAGAUUUCAUCGGCGAACGAGGAGAAACGAUUGGGAGAUGCAAAUGGAAGGCUAGAAACAGGGAAAGAUUUCUUGUUAAUUCUUCUUGGAAUAACAAAGAGCAGAAGAAUUGUUCGAGUAUCAUGUCCUUGAAUUCAACGAGAAUGCUUCUAUUGAAAGACGAUGACGAUCAUUUUUUGAGCCAGAAGCUUGUUCGUCAAAAACAUCGUGACUUAAAGGAGCAAGGCAGAAUGAAGAAUUUGUCUACGGAUACAAAAUCGAUGAGAAACUAUCCCAGAAGAAGUUACUAUGAGCGUGGUUUCUCUGAAAGCUCGUACGAGCGUAAAGAAAAUCGGAAAGGAAUGGAUGUAGAGGAUAAGACAUGCUACGACAAAUUGAGAUCCUUCGAGGAACGAUUAUCGAAGCUCGAAAGGAGACGCGAAGAAGAAAACAAUUUCAUCAAUUUUCUCAGUGACUAUGAAAAACGCGUCAAUGAGCUGGAUGCUGAUUUCAGGCUGAAAUUGCUGCAAUACGUGACGUUGUGCAGGAGUGUGAAGAACUCGUUAAUGAAGAGGUUACGGCCUGAUGACGUUUACGAGGUCAAUUCGGGCUCUGUGUAGCAAAGGGGGAUCGAUUUAAAGUAGUUGAUUGAUUAAUGACGUGAUCGUGGUCGAUAAAAUAACGUGUUAAGCAUCGGGUCGAGGGUAGGAUGACUUUAUACCGCGUUCUGUAUUAGGUUUUUUUUCUCGUUGAUACUUUGUCGUGUUUAGUUGGAGAAAAAUGGAUUUUAGAUACAUUGGUGUAAAAUAUUGUUUUUUUUUUUGGAAAUAUAAAAUACAGAUGGUACUGUAUCGAAUUUUCUUUCGAUUUUUGUUAGGUUGUAAAUGUGUCUGAUUGAAUAUUUAGAUAUUCUAUUUAGAUUGUAAAGAGUAACGUAUAUUUUUGCAUUUUUGUUACAGGAUUUUAAAUUUGUACGACAUUUUAGUACGACAUAAUACAUUUCAAUGAUUUGAACAAUCUUACUUUAUAUUUAAUAAUUGUUUGGAUUAUAUUAGUUAUAAUAUAUUUUUGCCACACAAAGACAAUUAACGUUUACCUUAUUUUAGUCGCAAAACUUGCAAAAAAUUAUUUUCACACGAUACUGAUUGUGAUAGUAAUUUUUAAUAACAUUAUGCAAGGUUUACAAUCAUCGUACACAAUAUCUCUUAUAUUACUCUCUAAAUCUAUCUUCAGAAGUUCAGUUUUAUUUAAUCUGUAAAAUGUUACAAAAUUAAUUUAAAAAUAAAAUUCACUGCACAAUAUGCAUCCGAAUGAAAAUUCAGUACAAACACGGUUCUCACGGCGAAAAAACAAUUGCGAUCACCAUAGAAAAGUAACAAUAAAAUGCAGAGAAUUGUUCGAGGGAGAGUACUCGUUGCUGGAACCUUAUC
Molecule: messenger RNA, 5547 nt
Organism: Bombus pascuorum
Lineage: Eukaryota; Metazoa; Arthropoda; Insecta; Hymenoptera; Apidae
Exons: 3
Coding region: 310-4737 (1475 amino acids)
Source: RefSeq, a predicted model, not a curated record